Molecule: messenger RNA, 1242 nt
Organism: Chaetomium strumarium
Lineage: Eukaryota; Fungi; Ascomycota; Sordariomycetes; Sordariales; Chaetomiaceae
Product: P-loop containing nucleoside triphosphate hydrolase protein
Exons: 6
Coding region: 1-1242 (413 amino acids)
Biological process (GO): reciprocal meiotic recombination; DNA repair; meiotic DNA recombinase assembly
Cellular component (GO): Rad51C-XRCC3 complex; replication fork; Rad51B-Rad51C-Rad51D-XRCC2 complex
Molecular function (GO): ATP binding; crossover junction DNA endonuclease activity; ATP-dependent DNA damage sensor activity
Source: RefSeq, a predicted model, not a curated record
AUGGAUUAUCACGCGAUCCACGGUCAUGACAUCUCCAGCUUUGACUUGCCGUCGACACAUCGUCUCCCUACCGUGUCGGCCGCACAGGCACUGCAGGAUCUGGAAGGCAGUGACAGCUACCUCAUCUCGACUGGACUGGCGGCCCUCGACGCAUCGCUCAUGUCCGGGCUGGGUGGCUCUGACCGCGGCGGAAUCCAGAAGGGGCAUGUGACAGAGAUCUGGGGACCGCCAGGCGCCGGAAAGACCGCGUUUGGCAUCCAGCUUGCCGCCAACUGUCUCGACGAACGCCAUGGUGUCAUGUGGGUAGAUGGAUUCCAUCGCAUGCCCAUAGAGCGACUGCGUGCGGUUGCCGGCAAGGGAUCGGCAAAAGGCAGUGAUGCGAGCCAUGGUCACUUAGAUGGCUUCACCCACUACAGGUGUCCCAGCCUUCCACACCUGAUUGCGCUGCUGUGUAGGCCCACUGCAUCCUGCGUCCCGCAGGGGACAUUGCUCGUAGUGAUCGACUCGCUCUCGGCUCUGGUCAACCAUGCCUUCCCAAAGCAUACGGAGACACGAGGGGGCGCGGAUGUCAAGGGCAGCAAAGGCCCUUCUGCAUCGGUGAGAAGGUUCCAGCUCAUUCAGUACAUUGUCACCAGCCUCCAGAAGCUCGCGGCCACCCGGGACCUGGCCGUUGUGAUUCUCACGCAGUGUGCCACCAAGAUGCAGGCAGAACGCGGUGCCACCCUGAUCCCGGCCGUCAAUGCCAGCGUCUGGGAACAGGGUAUGUCGACCAGACUUGUCUUGUUCCGUGACUGGCUCCAGGACGGCCAUGAGGUGCGUGGAGUUCACUUUGUGGGAAUCCAGAAGUUGAACGGAAAGGGGACGGCUGCCUUGAUCGACAAUCUCUGCGCCUUCACGGUAGAAGAGACCGGUCUGGUUUCGGUGGACUACGACAAUACCCAGCCGUCCAGGACGCUCAUAUCUACCCCUACGCAAAAGCGGAAACUUGGGGACACCGACUUCGAGGUUGCCGACAGUGACGAUGAGGACUACGGUUGGGAUGACGACGAGGAGUUGCCGCCCAUGCCGUCUCAGUGGCAGGGAAGCGAGGAUCUCUUGCUCGUACGACAGCCCGAGACUGAUGAGGAGCAUCAAGACGAUGAGGGGUCGCUCGAUCUCGGUGAAGAAGCGGAUCCAGGGGUAGAUGGAGAUGCGGAGUCAACCGGUGAAGUCGAAGGGCCAGACCACGGACCAGAUCCCUGA